GAUCUAUGGAUUAUUAUGGAUUUAAUUCGUUAUUGUAAUUUCCAUCUACUUGCCUGCACUAUUGUCAUCUCAUCACUGUUUGUAAAAGAUGGUUCAUCUGCUGUCAGUUCCCCUUCACCCCUGGACCAGUGUUCCCCAAACCCCUGCCAGAACCGAGCCUUAUGUCGCCGCCGUGGGGACGGUUACUCCUGCUUCUGCGUGCCGGGGUUCCAGGGCUCUCACUGUCAGAUCGACGUCAACGAGUGCGUUUCUCAGCCCUGCAGGAACGGAGGCACCUGUGUGGACAGAGUGGGCACAUACUCCUGCCUGUGCCCCCCCGGGUUCACCAGCGGCUCUUGCGAGGUCGAGAUUGAUGAGUGUCAGUCACAGCCGUGUCUCAAUGGCGGCAGUUGCCAUGACUACGCCGGCGGCUUCACUUGCACCUGCCCGCCUGGUUUCCAAGGACACCGAUGUGAAAUCAACAUCGACGAGUGCCAAGAGCAGCCAUGCCAGAACGGAGCUGUGUGUGUAGACGGGGUGAAUGGGUUCAGCUGUGACUGCUCCUCCACUGCCUUCACCGGUGAACUCUGUGAGACGCCGCUGCCACCGUGUGACUCUGAACCCUGCUUCAACGGCGCCAUCUGUAAGGACAAUCACAGUAACUACACCUGUGAAUGUUGGCCAGGGUUUGAGGGGCGUCAGUGUGAGGUGGACAUCAGUGAAUGUUCCAGCAGCCCCUGUGCGAACGGAGGACGCUGCAUCGAGAGGUCCUGGCAGGUUCUGUACGGCAGCGAACCUCUGCUGCCUGAACACUUCCACCUGCAGCACGCCGAAGGCUACGUCUGCAGCUGUCCUCCAGGAACCACAGGUUCCCUCUGCCAGGAGGUGAUAAACCAGUGCGACUCCAGCCCAUGCCAGAAUGGGGGACGUUGCGAGGGUUUCGUAGGAGGUUACACCUGCCACUGCCUCAAACAGAGCCACAGCGGGGUUUACGGGGGUCCCAACUGUGAUGUGAGGCUGGUGGGCUGUAAGGGUCACGAGUGCCAGAACCGAGGCUCCUGCUUUCCAUUUCUAUUCAACGGGACUCAUGGCUACACCUGCUCCUGUACAGCUGGGUACACCGGCCCCCUCUGCAAGACCCCCACCACCUUCUCCUUCGAACGUAAAGGCCAUUUGCUGUUUCACAACCUCCUGGUGGACAUGGAGGUGUUCUGGAACAUCACCUUAAGCUUCAAGACCGUUCUGCCGAGGGCGGUGUUGUUUCAGAGGAGCACUGGGGGGCUGCUGCUGGUGCUGGAGGGGGGGCAGCUUCGCCUCACGCUGAGCGAAGAGGCCUCUGCCGGGGAGGAGUCGGAGAGUCCCAGCCAGGUUCUGGAGCUUCCACACAAUGUCACAGAUGGAGAGUGGCAUUCUGUAGAGGCUGUGCUUGGAAACCGAAUGCUCAGCCUGAAACUCUUGGACGUGGCUCAGAGCUAUGGCAGGCAAAUGUAUCACAAGGUGGCCCCGGUCCAAAGCCUACCCAGACUAGUGCUGCCUCUUUUCACCAAUACUUUCAUCGGGGGAGUGCUCGAGGAGGCCGACCCCCCCCCCAGCGUGGAGCUUCCACUUCCAGCGUUCAUUGGCUGCAUGCGGGAUGUUUUCGUGGACUGGCAGCUCGUGAUCCCUGAGGAACUACUGAGUGAGUCCGCUGUAAACGUGUCCCCCGGAUGCAGAAACAGGGACCGCUGCCUGGAUGUGCCUUGCCAAAACAGAGGACAGUGUGUCAACCUGUGGCAGAGCUACCAGUGCCGGUGUCCAAGGCCUUACGAGGGGCAGGACUGCGAGAAGGAGCAUGUGACUGCACGCUUUGGGAACGAGGACUCUCAGAGUUACGCUGCGUUCACUGUCACCAACAAUCUGACCGAUCACCUCAUCAUCUCCCUUUUUGUUCGCACGAGGAAGAGUAACGGACUCCUUCUAGCGCUCGCCGACAACACCAGCAGCGAGUACCUGCACAUGUGGCUGGAGGACGGCAGGGUGGGCGUUCAGCUCAACGGCUCCAACAGUCUGAAAUCAGAGAGCGUGAUCGACGACGGAGAGGUCCACUUUGUGAGUUUAAAAGUGGAGAAGGAGCUCAUGACACUGUACGUAGAAGAAGAGAAGCAGGGUGAGGUGGACAUCAGGACCGUGGAGGUUCAGGCUGGAGACUCUGUGUACGUGGGGGGUCUGUUGGAGAGCAGCAGAACCUCAGUGUUUGGAGGAUACUUUAAAGGCUGUCUGCAGGACCUGAGGAUUAACGACCAGAGGCUGCAGUUCUUUGGGCUGGACGCUUCAGUCAGAUCGUACCCUCUGGAGCUCAUGGGAAACGUAACGGCCGGAUGCUCCGGGGACAACACCUGCAGUAGAAACCCGUGUCUUAACGGAGGGAUGUGUUUCUCCAUGUGGGACGACUUCACCUGCUCCUGUCCUCCCAGUACGUCAGGACGCCGCUGUGAGGAGGUUCGGUGGUGUGAGCUGUCCCCUUGUCCCAUGGACGCCGAGUGUAGGAUCCUGAACCAAGGAUAUGAAUGCUACUCCAACGCCACCUUCCUCAACGACAGCACCGUACUGUCCUACCGAGGAAACGGACACAUAUCUCGUAACAUCACAAACCUGUCCUUAAACAUACGCACACGAAAGCGAAACGCCGCCAUCCUGCACGCGGAGAAGGAUUCGGCAUUCAUCACGUUCUCCGUCCAGGAUGGUUUCCUGUUCCUGGAGCUCCAGAGCACCCCAGGGGUCGACGCGGAGGAGGACGGGGGCGGACGGGGGGUGUCCACGGUGAGCCUGAGCAGCAGGAGGAGCAUCAGUGACGGGGAGUGGCACAGCGUCCACCUGUUCAUGUCGGCACCGUGGGCACAAAGCUCCCGCUGGACCCUAGUGCUGGAUGAUGAAACAGAAGAAACCAGCAUCUCCAGGAGUCAAGGGGGCAACCUGGACUUCCUCAGGCAGGGGGUGACCAUCUUCUUAGGGGGCCUGGGUCCUGAUGCGGGCUGGUCUUUGGCUGGAUGCCUGAGCACCGUGGAGCUCGGUGGCAUCGCCCUUCCAUACUUCAGCUCCUCCGACGUGAACCUCCCACGGCUGCAGGAGGAGCGGUUCGUCCAGACGUCGCUGAAUUCCGCUCUUCUCGGCUGCUCCGGGGCGUCCGUUUGCGAGCCCAAUCCCUGCAUGAACGGAGGCGACUGCCAGGACCUCUUCAACCUCUAUAACUGCACCUGUUCCGAGGGCUGGGCCGGGAGACGCUGCGACUUCUACCUGGACACCUGCGCUUCCGGUCCAUGUGUCCACGGCAACUGCAGCGUCCACGGGCUGAGCUACGAGUGCAGCUGUGAGUUCGGGUACGCAGGUGUGAACUGUGAGGAGGAGGUGGACGUGUGCGAAAACCACCUGUGUGCCAACGGAGGCACCUGUCUGCACGGACCGGACAGGUACGCCUGCCUCUGCCCUGACAACUACACCGGACCACUCUGCAGACGGCCAAAGCUGCCGGUUUCUAUCUGUGGUGAUGAUACGAGAAACUACACCUGCUUCAACGGAGGAAACUGCACCGACAGAACGCUGUCAUGUGACUGUCCUCCAGGGUUCACUGGACACCGAUGCGAACAGGAGGUGGACGAGUGCAAAUCCAACCCGUGUCUGAACGGAGGAUACUGCCGAAACCUCAUCAACAAGUUCGUGUGCGUGUGCGACAUGAGCUUCGCCGGAGACGUGUGUCAGACGGACCUGACCUCUGCAGGUUUGACCUCUGACCUCUUGCUGUCCGUCAGCCUGGCGUCCGUGGUCCUGCUGCUGGUCCUCAUCCUGACCUCCGUCGGCCUGGUGGUGGCGCUGAACCGCCGCGCCACCCACGGCACCUACAGCCCCAGUCGGCGAGAGGGGUCCCGGGUGGAGAUGUGGAGCAUCACGCAGCCUCCGCCCGUGGAGAGGCUCAUAUAG
Molecule: messenger RNA, 3933 nt
Organism: Sphaeramia orbicularis (orbiculate cardinalfish)
Lineage: Eukaryota; Metazoa; Chordata; Actinopteri; Kurtiformes; Apogonidae
Gene: crb1
Product: crumbs cell polarity complex component 1
Biological process (GO): establishment or maintenance of epithelial cell apical/basal polarity; heterophilic cell-cell adhesion
Cellular component (GO): plasma membrane; protein-containing complex
Molecular function (GO): calcium ion binding
Source: RefSeq, a predicted model, not a curated record